AGGCGAAGCUGGUCUUCUGGAUCGCGGCCUACGCGCGCUCUGGAUCGUCGACGGUGCUCUCGCUGACCACCAGCACGAGCUUGACGGCCUUCGCCCUCUUCGAGCCCUGCCACAGCGGAGAUCUGCUGGAACCUUACCUGGAGGCCCAGGGCUGCGGGGCCUUGCUGCUGCAGAUCGCGAGCUGCAAUUUCACAGGCAUCAAGAAGCUCUGGGGGUGGUCGAACGGCCACUCCAGCACGAACGGCGCCGGGAGCUACAGCCCCAGCAGGGCCGCGCAUGCGUGCGCGUCCGCCGACCUCGUCGCGUUCAAGACCAUCCCGCGGGGCCCAGACCCGUGCAGAAGCAGCAGCCCAGGGGCGUCGAAGAGGGAGGUGAGGACCAGGGGGGCUGGACCUCUGGAGAUCUGUGGCCCAGGGCAGCGCUGCGGGAUCAGGUGAUGAUGGGCCUGUUGAC
This is a messenger RNA of Prorocentrum cordatum, 453 nucleotides long. The record is from the annotation of a GenBank genome assembly. NCBI's taxonomy places the organism in Eukaryota, Dinophyceae, Prorocentrales, Prorocentraceae.